This is a messenger RNA of Peronospora belbahrii, 4341 nucleotides long. Lineage: Eukaryota; Oomycota; Peronosporomycetes; Peronosporales; Peronosporaceae. The record is from the annotation of a GenBank genome assembly.
AUGGGAAAGCCUGGUGCACCCGUGCAAUGGACGGGCAACUCCAUUCAUAAACUUUUACUAUACAAACGUCGUGUGAACUUUUUGAAUUGGGGCUACGGCCUUGAACACAUUCCUUUUAUAUUCUUGUACGCGUAUUCGCUCUACCAUUGUUUUUUAACUAUUGGAGAGCCUUAUGCUCAAGUUAUAAAGGAAAUGGAAGAAGCAGGUCUUAUGGCUGCUAGUCCUAGAGAUGUUACUGUCUCGGGGGAUGACGGUGGCCUGGCUGCCGCGAUGCUGUCCCAGGGAUUCGUACGUGAGGCUGCGGUCCAGCCAACAAUUAACACCACGACUAUAGUGAAACCGAACGAUGAGGUUCCAACACUGCCGAACCCUUUCUUACCUGCUAUUGUACCUCUGCUGUGCCUUUUGGGCACGAUCAUGACCCACGGUCUCAUAGCGCUGUUCCAGAUCUGGUCUGUGCGCGUAAAGGCUUUAAUCAAGUACACGGCAGUGACUUCGUUAGAUGAAGCCACAUAUGUGAUGGUGGUACCACGCUCUUUCAAGGGCAAGAGCAGUAUUAUUGAGAUUGCACGUCCCAGACACGUGGAUGGUAAGUCAGCUGGACGCCCGUAUUUCUUUUUCCAGAAACAUAAAUAUAUCGCCAAAGAAGAAGCAGGUGGCAAAGGGUCCGUUCUUUUUUGCAAAUUGAAGGCUCCUACUACUGAGACGGUAAAGUUUUAUCUUGAUUCGCGUGGUCUCAGCUCGGAGCGCGAGAUUGAGGCUCAGCUGGGUUUGUACGGGAAGAAUGAGUUUAGUAUCCCGCAGCCGAAUUUUGUAGACAUGUUUAAACAGCAGCUGCUGGAGCCGCUAGCUGUUUUCCAGAUCUUUAGUGUCUGUCUCUACAUGCUAGAUGAGUACUGGCAGUACUCGCUGUUUACGUUGGGUAUGAUUCUUAUGUUUGAAGGUGUUACGGUGAUGAGUCGUCUAAAAAAUUUGCAGACGCUUCGUGGCAUGGGCAACAAGGCUCGGGAGGUGUAUGCAUACCGUGGCAAAACGUGGAAGAUGUUGAGCUCCGAUAUGCUGGUGCCUGGUGAUGUCAUUUCGGUAAAACGUGAGACAGAUGGUGAUCACGACAAUAUGGUGCCCUGUGACUGUUUGCUAUUAGACGGCAUGGCUGUUGUUAAUGAAGCGACAUUGACGGGUGAAAGCGUGCCACAAAUGAAGGAGGCUAUUGGUACAAAGAUGAGCCCGGAGGAUCUGGCAGAGCAGCUUGACAUGAAGUCGGGUCACAAAGUGCACGUGCUUUUUGGUGGAACUACUGUAAUGCAGGCGGAUACGUCGAGCAACGGACAAUCAAAAACUACGAAUCAGACAAUCCCUUAUGCACCCGACGGUGGCUGCACGGCAUAUGUAUUGCGUACGGGCUUUAGUUCAUCGCAGGGCAAGUUGGUGCGCAUGAUCGAGUUCUCUAGUGGCAAAGUAACGGGUAGCUCAUGGGACGCCUACGGGCUUGCAUUCUUACUUUUGAUUUUUGCCUUGGUCUCGUCAGGGUACGUCCUUCGUCACGGUAUUACGCAGAAGGGCAAAAUCACGUUUGAGCUGCUGCUACGUUGUGUGCUUAUUAUUACUAGCGUGAUUCCAGCUGAACUGCCUAUGCAAACGGCAAUGGCGGUAAACUCGGCUCUACUGAAUUUGGUAAAAUUGUCGAUCUUCUGUACCGAGCCUUUUCGAAUCUCGCUGGCAGGCAAGGUGAACAUUUGUUUGUUCGAUAAAACCGGUACCCUUACAACAGACCAACUUACCGCAGUUGGUGUGGUUUGUGAAGAUACGAGCAGGCCCACUUCUGCUCCCUCAACCGCGAAGGUGCUUGGUCACGUGCCAAUGAUUGCGGCUAACUUGGACGCUACGUUAGUACUUGCUGGCUGCCAGUCAUUGGUUCAGAUUGACGGCAAGAUGGUUGGUGAUCCAGUGGAAGAGGCAUCGAUCCGUGCUAUCGAUUUUUCGUACGAUGCGGCAACUCGUCGGUGUCAGGCAAAAAAAGAUCUUGAGCGCGCAAGCGAGCGUCGCUGGGGGCAGGGUAUUAACCAGAAGGACGUUUUCGUUCAAAUAAUGCACCGCAACCACUUUGCGUCGAAGUUACAGCGAAUGAGCGUUAUUGCCAAGGUGCAUUUGGGCGACAAGUGUAUGCGGUUGCGUUCACUUGUGAAAGGAAGCCCCGAGGCAGUUGCGACGUUGAUGCGCCGUGAUUCCAUCCCGGAAUGGUACUGGGGGACUUAUCAAAGUCUUGCUCGGCGUGGAAUGCGUGUGCUUGCUCUCGCUUACAAGGAUCUUCAUGGGUGUUCGUCAGAGGCUGAAGUCGCUCAGCAGUCUCGCGCUUGGGCCGAAAGCGAAUUAAACUUUGCUGGUUUUGCAGUGUUUCAGUGUCUAGUUCGUAAGGACAGUGGCGACAUUUUGAAGGUGCUAAAGGAUAGUUCGCACGAGGUUUCAAUGAUCACUGGAGAUGCUACGUUGACUGCUGUUCAUGUGUCAAAGGAAGUGGGUAUUAUUACUCGCCCAGCGCUGAUUUUGAGCGAAAGCUCGUCGCCGGGAGACCCUCUAAAGUGGCUAAGCGCUGAUGAUGACUCUGUUUUGGCGCCGUACGCUAGUGGCGAUAUUAAGGUCUUGGUAAAGAAGUAUGACUUGUGCGUAAAUGGAAAGACACUCGUUGCUGCAGGCGAAGUGGACGAUAUGAUCUGGAAGAGCUUGAACCACAUCCGCGUUUAUGCUCGAAUGACGCCAGAAUUGAAAGAAAAGGUGCUAACAUUGCUGAAGACGCACGGCCACCAUACACUUAUGUGCGGUGAUGGCGGUAACGAUGUCGGAGCCUUAAAGCAGGCGCAUAUUGGAGUAGCAUUGCUAGGUGGAUUUGGGUCAGCGAAUGCCGACAAAAGUGUGACUGGUCUGGCUAAGUACCAGAAGGGUAACGAGGCUACCGUGAGCACUCGCGAAGACCUGAUGAAGUUACAUGUGUCGGUAUUGAAGAAGCGUCUAGUGCAGCAAAAUGUGAACACGUCACAGUGCAAGGGAAAGCAGGAUUACGUUGAGCUUAUUCUUAGCGAGCAGAAGAAAAAGGCCAUGGACGCGAUUAGGAAGAAACAACAGGCCUUAGCGAAGAAAAACCCGAAGUUGCAGGUUCUUAGUAAGGAAGAGCAAAUGGCGGAGACGAGAAGAAAGCAGGCAGAGCUGGAGGCAGACGUUAGUGCUCGUCAGGCUCGUGGAGAGUCAUUUGCACGGAUGAAAGCAAUUGCGGCUUUUGCCAAGCGUGAGGCGGAAGAAAAGAAGAAGCUGCAAAUGGAACGCACAGGCUCAAAAGGGUUUGCAAAUUUUGCCAACAACGCUGCUAUGGCGCAGUAUAUGGAUGACUUUGACGAUGGCGAGUUGCCGAUGGUAAAGCUUGGUGACGCAUCGAUUGCUUCUCCUUUCACAUCUCGCGCUCCUUCUAUUAAGGGCUGCGUCGAUAUUAUUCGUCAAGGCCGUUGCGCACUUGUGACAACGAUGCAAAUGUACCAGAUUCUGGCUAUCAACUGCCUUAUCAGCUCGUACUCGCUGUCAGUGCUGUAUUUGGAUAAGGUCAAGUGGGCUAACUCGCAGAUGAUGGCGCUAGGCAUGAUAUCAACUGUGGCCAGCAUUACGUUGAGUCGCGCCACUCCGUUGGAAAAGUUGUCGCCUGUUCGUCCGCUAACAUCAAUUUUCCAUCCAGCGCUUUUCUCAAGUCUUGCUGGUCAGUUCGCGCUCCACCUUGGUUGUAUGAUCUACCUUACCAACCUUGCCAAGGAGUACACGAUCGCAGGCGAUAUUACGUACUCGAAGCCUGGCGAAUACAAGCCCAACGUUAUGAGCACGGUCAUAUUCCUUAUCAAUGGCGUGCAGACGGUGAGCGUGUGUGCUGUGAACUAUAAGGGCCGACCAUUUAUGAAGCCCAUGACGGAGAAUCCUGGUCUCCUCUAUUCACUCGGUAUCAGUAUCGUUGGUGUAUUUCUGUUGUGCACGGAGCGAAUGCCCAUGUUUAACAAAGUGUUGCAAAUUGUGCCCAUGCCUGACCUGCGUUUCACGCGUAUUCUUACGGGAUUGCUUACUCUUGAGGUGCUGGGUGCUUUUGCGUGGGACCAGAUCUGUCUUUUGAUGUUUGCGCCACAGAUUUUCAUCGCUUCGCUGCGCGCAUUUACUUUGAAGGACGUGCGCCAUCUCUUGAAGAUGACGGUUGUCUCAUUGUUGAUCAUCUACGUCCUGGCCAACAUCGACUACGAUGAGUUUGAGCGCCAGCAGCAGCUUUUAGAGAAGCAGCAGAGCACUGUUGCCGUUGCUGAGGAGAUUAGUAGCUAG